Messenger RNA from Sphenostylis stenocarpa, 2205 nucleotides. The record is from the annotation of a GenBank genome assembly. NCBI's taxonomy places the organism in Eukaryota, Viridiplantae, Streptophyta, Magnoliopsida, Fabales, Fabaceae.
AUGGAAAAGCAAGUCAUGGGCGAAUUUGUACGUGUUCUGAAACUUACCAGGACUGUGAGCGUUCCGCUUCAGUUGCUGCAAACAGCUAAAUGGUUGUCUUCAAAACCAUUGGUUAGCGGGUCUGAUGUUCUUGACAUUAGAAUUGUAAAGGAGACCAUAUUUGAGUGGGGUUUCCUAGCUGUUUGCUCUCGAGUGGAUGAGGUUGUUUCAUUUCCGCUGUAUGUUGAGGCCAUACGCUUUGCUUUUCAUGAAGAGAGCAUGGUUCGCACUGCAGUACGUGCUGUGACCCUUAAUGUCUAUCAUGUUGGAGAUGACUCUGUCAAUAGAUAUAUAACCAGCAUUCCUCACAAAGAUUACUUCUCAAACCUGAUUUCAUUUUUUAGGAAGCAGAGCAUGGAUUUAAAUAAACGGCUUUCUGUUACACAGCUAAAUCCGGGCCCAGAUGCAAUCUCUGCAAUUAUUGCUGCAGUAGAUGAAAUUGAGGAUAAUCUGUACUACUUCAGUGAUGUUGUGUCUUCUGGAAUUCCUGAUGUUGGGAGGCUAAUUACAGAUGGCAUUAUGAUGAUUUUGAUAUUUCCAUUACUUCUUCCUUCCCUGAGGGUCUUGCCUAAUAAUGACAUGCAAGAUGGUGUUGUCCCUUCUUUGUACUUACUUUGUUGCAUCCUGAGGAUUGUCAAAAUCAAAGAUUUGGCAAAUACCAUAGCUGCUGCUCUUUUUUAUCCCUUAGAGGCCUUUACAAAGAGUUCUUGGGGUAAAUUUGAUUGCUUUAUAUCUGAUCAUGGUUUUGAUUCAGAUGCUGUUCUAGUGCAAAAUGAUUGUACCAGUUCAAAUUUGUCAUUAAGGGAGGUUUUGCUUGCAUAUAUAACAAAAGGAAAUGAUAUCUUGGUUUUGGGUUCUUUGAGUGUUCUUGCUAUUCUGCUGCAAACUAAAGAACUUGACGAAUCAAUGCUCUAUUGGCUUGGAAUUCUUCCACAACGGAAACAACAUAAGAAACUGUUAUUGCAAGCUUUAGUUGGUGAGGGUUCAGGUGAAGAACAACUUUUUUCAUCCAAAAGUAGCUUGACUAGGGAUGGCAUUGGUACUGAUGUCAAUGUAUAUCAUAACAAGAUCAAGGAGCAGUAUGGAGUAUCUUUUCUGCCUUCUAAUGUGGUAAUAAGUCCUCAUGUACAUAGAUUUCAGGUCAUUGAUGCAUUAGUAAACCUCUGUUGUCGUCCUAAUAUAUCUGCAGAGAUACUGUGGGAUGGUGGUUGGCUUUUGCGCCAGUUGCUUCCUUACAGUGUGUCAGAAUUCAACAGCAAUCACCUUGAAUUACUGAAAGUAUCGUACAAUAAUUAUGCUUCAGCUCUUGUAGAGGAGGUUAGAGGUAUUUGGUCCGACUUCCUUAUUUCUGUUCUCUGUGAUGAAUGGAGAAAGUGCAAGAGAGCAAUGGAGUCUUCAUCUCCUCGGAAAGAACCAAGUUGCGUACUUUUGCUACUGUGGAAGAUUGCUUCAGACGGUUAUAUUACAGAGGGGUCAUCCUUUGCUGCUGGAAAAAGAAUGCAUGAGUUGGUGAAGGUAUUUGUACUACUGCACCAGCUUCAAAUAUUCACUCUUGGCAGAGCUUUAUCUGAGCAAGCACUGAUUUACCCUCCUGGUGAUCUCCCUGCAAAUUGCCGUGCCCGAGGUUCUGGGCUUGGUGUGUCAGGCCCAAAGGCAGGAACUGAAGUCAGCCUUGGCAAUGCCCUACCUUGUAGGAUUGCUUUCGAGAGGGGAAAAGAGCUCCAUGUUUACUUUCUAGCAAUCUCUUUAGGAAUAUCUGGGUGGCUCGUUCUUGCGGAAGAAUUGCCACUGAAGAAGUCUCAUGGAGUGGUUCGGUCUGUUGCUCCUUUGGCUGGGUGCAAUCCCAGGAUUGAUGAUAAUCAUGCAACGUGGUUACACUUGCGGAUUCGGGGAUCCUCUUUACCCUUUCUAGAUCCUGUCCAAUUCAAAGACUAUGGGAAAAAGAAAGCAAAAGUUUCGGUAGAUGGCAGAUGGACAUUGGCGUUCAGAGAUGAAGAGACUUGCAAGUCUGCUUUUCUCAUGAUUGUUGAAGAAAUCAAUUUUCUAAGUAAUGAGGUUCAUAGAAGACUAAAACCAUUGCUCAACCUUGAAACUGAGAUAGAUUUAUCAGGUUCGUCUGUGUGUGUUCUGGAGGAUACCUCUCCGUAUAGAACACGCCCCAAUUAA